GGGAGUAGGAGGACAAACCAUUAGGAUCCCACCCCUGGAGUUUCUUCACUGGGCGACGUUUGACACGCUUUCACUACAGCCGCGACGUGCUGGAGGAAGAAGCCCUCACAUGCGGUCCUGCGGAGACCACAUCUAACUGAGACAGACAGCAAAGCUUUACUGCCAGUGUUGACAACCCCUGAACUCAACCGGGCAGCCAGAGAGAUCAUGGGAGGAGUGGCUGUGGACGAUGGGCCUACUGGGGUGAAAGCCCCGGACGGAGGGUGGGGCUGGGCGGUGUUGGCAGGCGGUUUCGUCAUCACAGGCUUCUCCUACGCCUUUCCCAAGGCUGUCAGCGUCUUCUUUAAGGAGCUGAUCAGAGAGUUUGGUGUGGGCUACAGUGACACUGCCUGGAUCUCAUCAAUACUGCUCGCUAUGCUGUAUGGCACAGGUCCCCUGUGCAGCGUGAUGGUGAACAGGUUUGGCUGUCGGCCGGUAAUGAUGGUCGGAGGCCUGUUUGCUUCCCUGGGAAUGAUUCUGGCUUCCUUUGCCACCAGUAUUAUACACAUCUACUUAUCCACUGGAGUUAUUACAGGUCUGGGUCUGGCGCUGAACUUCCAGCCCUCUCUAAUAAUGCUAAACCGAUACUUCAGUGAGAAGCGUCCGCUGGCUAAUGGCCUGGCAGCUGCAGGCAGCCCUGUAGCCUUGUGUUGCCUCUCCCCACUAGGCCAGGUUCUCCAGUACCACUUUGGCUGGAGGGGAGGCUUCCUCAUCUUGGGGGGCAUUCUGCUCAACUGCUGUGUCUGCGGGGCCCUCAUGAGGCCCCUGUUGCCCCCCAAAAAGCUCCUGGAACCAGAGGUGAACGCUGUCAGAGCUGUGGAGGAGAAAAAGCCCCAACCCAAGAAGAAGUUGCUGGAUUUCACCGUAUUCAGAGACAGAGGGUUUCUCGUUUACACCAUUGCAGCAUCUAUCAUGGUGCUGGGGUUGUUUGUGCCACCUGUGUUUGUGGUGAGCUAUGCAAAGGAGCUGGGUUAUGAGGACACUAAGUCAGCGUUGUUGCUGACCAUCCUGGGAUUCAUAGACAUCUUUGCUCGGCCCACGUGUGGUUUGAUAGCAGGGUUGAAGUGGGUGCGGCCUCACUGCGUCUAUCUGUUCAGCUUUUCCAUGCUCUUCAAUGGAUGCACUGACCUCAUAGGCUCCCAGGCGACCGACUACACAGGGUUAGUAGUGUUCUGUAUCUUCUUUGGUAUCUCCUAUGGCAUGGUGGGAGCGCUGCAGUUUGAGGUACUAAUGGCUAUCGUAGGAACAGAGAAGUUCUCCAGCGCCAUUGGACUUGUACUGCUGAUGGAGGCCAUGGCUGUACUAGUGGGACCUCCAGGAGCAGGUCGUCUGUUGGACGCCACCCAUAACUACAUGUACGUGUUCCUGCUGGCAGGAAGUGAAGUCGUGCUGUCAGCCAUUGUCAUCACCCUUGGCAACUUGCUAUGCAUGAAAAAGAAACAGCAUGAGCCUGAGGCCGGUCUGGAGAUGGCGAUAAACUCUGCUGAAAGGGAAGGGCUGAACUGCGGACAGCAGGGCGAGGAGCUCCUGGAAAGUGAAGAGGAGCCAAAGGGAGAGGGAAACGACGAGGGAAAACACACGGAGAAUGGGGCCCUGAAAGAAAGGCUGGAAGAGCCGGCGAACACAGCAAAGGACGCAGCGGAGGCGAUUGAGGAGGAGUGCCCCAACACAUCUCUAUGAAGACAGCAAGCGGCGGUGUGUCACAACAGAGACUGGAAACGAGCCGGGCGCCCUGCCGAAGGGAUGCACACAAGAGUACUCUGUUGCAAAGGAUGGAGAAGAAUGUAGAGCAAAAUAGAGAGAGAGUGAGAGAGAGAGAGACGAUUAGAUGAUGUGCUGUUGUACACUUUAUUGUAUCACAGUGGGACUGCCAUCACAAACACAGGUGGUUUUUUUCUUGAUCUGCACUCUGCACCAAACUCGUAAUCACAAAAUCACACCAACACAAAAUACACACAUGCACACGCCGUAGCCUGACAAACCCAAGUCUAUUGUUACCUCAUCAAGAUGGUUUCAGCGAACAAACACUGGAGGAAGGAAGAGCGCGAUAUAAAUCAACUAAACCCAAAAAUCCAUUGUUGCCGUUGCUGUGGCUCUGCGUGCUUUAAUGCUGUAUUUUAAUGUCACUGGAAGGCGCGGGAUGGAUUGCUGUUGUCGUGUACAUGUUGUAGUGUUUGCAGCACCUUGUGUUGUACUGUCAGACACAUCCUGUCUCUUCCACAUGGGUCUUCGGUCUACACACAUUUCCUCUUAAUGUUCAGUGAAAUUAAAAAAAUAUAUAUACAUA
Molecule: messenger RNA, 2326 nt
Organism: Lampris incognitus (smalleye Pacific opah)
Lineage: Eukaryota; Metazoa; Chordata; Actinopteri; Lampriformes; Lampridae
Gene: slc16a3b
Product: solute carrier family 16 member 3b
Exons: 6
Coding region: 208-1719 (503 amino acids)
Biological process (GO): monocarboxylic acid transport; transmembrane transport
Cellular component (GO): membrane
Molecular function (GO): monocarboxylic acid transmembrane transporter activity
Source: RefSeq, a predicted model, not a curated record